Molecule: messenger RNA, 2043 nt
Organism: Drosophila grimshawi
Lineage: Eukaryota; Metazoa; Arthropoda; Insecta; Diptera; Drosophilidae
Product: 4-hydroxybutyrate coenzyme A transferase
Exons: 5
Coding region: 380-1801 (473 amino acids)
Biological process (GO): acetate metabolic process
Cellular component (GO): mitochondrion
Molecular function (GO): acetate CoA-transferase activity
Source: RefSeq, a predicted model, not a curated record
UUUAUAAAAAAAAAAAAAGACAUUUAGCAGCCACAACGAAUAAUGUAACAUUCUGCAUAUAUUCAAAAUAAUAUAAAAUUACUUUCGUAUAACAUGUAAUAACUGAUUUAUGCAGGCGCAGUAGUUAAGCCGUCGCCGGUUUGAACAGCUUUCGCGGUGUGGUAAAGCUUUCGGUCAUAGCUAGUUGCAAUCGCGCCGCUGGAGUGGAGAGACAGACAUACGGAGACCAUCGCAUCAGGCAGAAGCAGCACACAAAUAAAUAAAAACAACAAUUGUUUUACUGCACUUACCCACGCCCACCCCCUACAAACCACUACUUGGGACACAGAGAAAUAGAGUAAUAUUUAAUCUCUACUUAGUGUCUAUUUAAAUUGCAAUAAUGUUGGUUCGUCGUGCGAGAAGCAUCAACAAAUUGCUGAGGAUUGGCUCGGCAAAUGCAGCAGCAUCGCACAACACUUAUUUUACCUAUGUCAAUGAGUUGUCGCAUCCGUUGCCCCGCGAGCCGCCAAUCGUCUCGCCCGAGGAGGCCGUCGCCUGCAUUAAGUCUGGCGAUGUGGUUUUCGCACAGGGCGCAGCCGCUACUCCUGUGACACUGCUGAAUACGAUGACGGCGCAUGGAAAGAACAACAAACUGGAGAAUGUGACUGUUUGCCACAUGCACACCGAGGGUCCAGCGGAGUAUUGCAAGCCGGAAUAUUCGGACAUUUUCCGCUCGAACUCGUUCUUCAUGGGCGGCAAUGUGCGCAAAGCUGUCGCCGAGGGACGUGGCGAUAAUAUGUCCAUAUUUCUGCAUGAGAUUCCCCAGUUGUUCUACAAGAAGAUUGUGCAGCCCGACGUUGCCUUAAUUCAUGUGUCGCCACCGGACAAUCAUGGCUUCUGCUCGCUCGGCACUAGCGUCGAUUGUGUCCGUGCUGCGCUCCUCAACUCGAAGAAGAUUGUCGCUCAAAUCAAUCCAAAUAUGCCGCGCACCUUUGGUGAUUCCAUCAUUCACAAGUCGCACUUUGACUUUGCCAUUGAGGUGAACGACAAGCUGCCGCAGCAUGGCACAGGCGAGAUAUCGGCUGUGGAAAAGAAGAUCGGCCAACUGAUUGCCGAGAAUUUGGUUACAGAUGGUGCCACGCUGCAGAUGGGCAUUGGCAGCAUUCCGGAUGCGGUGCUCAAUGCUCUGCACAACCACAAGGAUCUGGGCAUACACUCGGAGAUGUUUGCCAACGGCGUUGUUGAGCUGGCCAGAAAGGGUUGCAUCACCAACAGUCGCAAGACGAUGCACAAGGGUCGCAUCGUUGGCUCCUUCCUGAUCGGUGAUCAGCCCCUCUACGAUUUUGUCAACGAUAAUCCCUUCAUUGAGAUGUUGGCCAUUGACUAUGUGAACAAUACCAGCAUUGUUAAGCAGCAGCCCCGCAUGACGGCCAUCAACAGCUGCAUCGAGGUGGACUUGACCGGUCAGGUCUGCUCCGAUUCGAUUGCCACACGUUUCUAUUCUGGUUUCGGUGGCCAGGUGGACUUUAUACGCGGUGCUGCCGAGGGUCUGGAUGGUUUGGGUGUGCCCAUCAUUGCCAUGCCAUCGACCACCAACAAAGGAGAGAGCAAGAUUGUGCCUAUGCUGAAGGCUGGCGCCGGUGUGGUCACCUCCCGUGCCCAUGUUCACUAUGUGGUCACCGAGCACGGCAUCGCCUCGCUAUUUGGCAAGAAUAUGCGCCAGCGCAUGUACGAACUGAUCCAAAUCGCUGAUCCCAAGCAUCGGGAGGCGUUAGAGAAGAGUGCCUGCGAGCGUCUCAAAGUGAUGCCAUCUCCAAACUAAGGCUAACAACUAGCAACUAAGGCGUACAAUAGAAGGACGAAACAUUUAAAGUGCGAGACUCCCAUUUAACAAUUGAAUUUUGUUUUCUUUUGUAACAUUUAAUGGCUAAAGGCAUUCCCGCAAUGGUUUCCUCUUUCAAUUGAGCCUCCUCUCACAUUACUUUAGAUCCGCCACACAAUUCCUGUAUCAAUCCGACACAAAAACUGACAAUGAAUCAUUAAAAUCGAAAUGUUAAGAAAGUA